Clarias gariepinus (North African catfish) is the source of this 1026-nucleotide messenger RNA. Its product is annotated as carcinoembryonic antigen-related cell adhesion molecule 1-like. The transcript has 7 exons. The coding region runs from base 1 to 1026 and encodes 341 amino acids. NCBI's taxonomy places the organism in Eukaryota, Metazoa, Chordata, Actinopteri, Siluriformes, Clariidae. Gene Ontology annotation, molecular function: transmembrane signaling receptor activity. The record is from RefSeq and is a predicted model, not a curated record. Gene Ontology annotation, biological process: cell surface receptor signaling pathway.
AUGAGUGGACAGUACAGCUGGUAUAAAAAUAAUUACCCAAUCUGCACAGAGAGAGAAGGCAGAGUCUAUACAGACAGCACAAUACAGGAGAUCAGUAUCAGGCCUGUUACUGACUCUGACAGUGGUGUCUACACCUACAGAGGACAGAGAAAUCACUCUGAGAGCUCAGAGAUUAGUGAUGCCGUUACACUCAAUGUAUCAGAGAGACCACAUGCAGUACUGAGUGUAUCUCCACAGAGCUGGCUGACUGAAGGAGACUCAGUGACUCUAAGCUGUGAGGUUACAGACUCCUCCACAAACUGGACAUUCAGCUGGUAUAGAGUGGAACUCCUCUCAGACAGCAGCAGAGGAUCUGGAGGCAACUACACUUUCAGUCCUGCUGCUCUUAAACACACAGGAGUUUAUAUUUGCAGUGCAGAGAGAGAAGGAUCCUCCUUUUACAGCCAUUACAGCUUUCCAGAACCAUUAUGGAUCACUGGUGAAUCCCCUCCAGUCUCUCUGAUCAUCAAUCCCAGCAGAACUCAACACUUUACUGGUGACUCUCUCUCACUGAGCUGUGAGGACCAGAGUAACUCUACUGGAUGGACAGUGAGACGAUACAUACACAACAAAAGAGCAUUAGAUUGUGAAAUGUGGGGAUCAGUUAAUGGAUCUACAUGUAAUAUCAGCUCUCUCUCUGUAUCUUACACUGGAGUUUACUGGUGUGAGUGUGAAUCUGAAGAAAACAGUAAUCCUGUCAACAUAACAGUGCAUGAUGGUGAUGUGAUCCUGGAGAGUCCUGUCCAUCCUGUGACUGAGGGACAUCCUCUGACUUUACGCUGUUUAUAUCGCAGCACAAAUUCCUCAAACCUCCGAGCUGAUUUCUACAAAAAUGGAUCAGUUCUCCAGACACAGACUACAGGAGAAAUGAUCAUCCAUAAGGUCUUAAAGUCAGAUGAAGGUUUCUAUCACUGUAAACACUCAGAGAGAGGAGAGUCACCUAAAAGCUGGGUCCCAGUCAGAAGCUCAGGUUCUGGUGAUGGUUAA